GCUGCGCUUGAGGGUUAAAAAUCUGCGCACAAUGUCAAGCAUAAUACAAUUCGAGGAUAUCUUUGUUGUUGAUAAGCUCGAACCGGAUGGUAAAAAGUUUGAUAAAGUUUCUCGCAUCGAAGCGCGGAGCCAGAACUGUGAUAUGUUCAUGCAGCUGGAUGUAAAUACAGAGAUAUAUCCUUUGCGUGUCGACGAUAAAUUCAUGAUGGCCUUAGCUCACACGUUGAAUUUGGACGGAACGCCUGACACCGGCUAUUACACUCCGGGGAGGAAGUCUCUUGCAGAUAAGUUUGAGUAUGUCAUGCAUGGGAAGCUAUACAAGAUAACAGACGAUGCUUCGGGGGGAGGACUUAAAGCGGAGUUAUACGUAUCAUAUGGCGGGCUUCUAAUGCUUCUCAGGGGAGAAGUUUCUCAUGUCUCCCAUUUCGAACUUGACCAGAGGAUAUUUCUUCUCAUGAGGAAGUUCUGAAACUUAGUUACAUUUAGCAUCUCCUUUUAAAUCGGAGAAAUUAUCUGAGUCUUACGAGUCUGUAUUAGCGUGAAGGGGAACACCACACGGCGUCGAAUUUCCAGCGCAUUAUGCUUGAGUAGUAAAUAACAAUAGAUUAUAUGCAUUUUCAUUUGAAAU
This is a messenger RNA of Hibiscus syriacus, 628 nucleotides long. RefSeq names its product DNA-directed RNA polymerases II, IV and V subunit 8B-like. The coding region runs from base 32 to 469 and encodes 145 amino acids. Gene Ontology annotation, molecular function: DNA-directed RNA polymerase activity. NCBI's taxonomy places the organism in Eukaryota, Viridiplantae, Streptophyta, Magnoliopsida, Malvales, Malvaceae. Gene Ontology annotation, cellular component: RNA polymerase III complex; RNA polymerase I complex; RNA polymerase II, core complex. The record is from RefSeq and is a predicted model, not a curated record. The transcript is spliced from 4 exons. Gene Ontology annotation, biological process: DNA-templated transcription.